Messenger RNA from Sorex fumeus (smoky shrew), 4734 nucleotides. It is a transcript of the gene DUSP16, whose product is annotated as dual specificity phosphatase 16. Gene Ontology annotation, cellular component: nucleus; cytoplasm. Gene Ontology annotation, molecular function: protein tyrosine/threonine phosphatase activity; MAP kinase tyrosine/serine/threonine phosphatase activity. Bases 956 to 2860 code for a protein of 634 amino acids. The record is from RefSeq and is a predicted model, not a curated record. Gene Ontology annotation, biological process: negative regulation of MAPK cascade; protein dephosphorylation. The transcript is spliced from 8 exons. NCBI's taxonomy places the organism in Eukaryota, Metazoa, Chordata, Mammalia, Eulipotyphla, Soricidae.
CCCCCCACCCGCCUCUCCCCCGCUUUCCGCGGCUCCCCGCCUGGGGAGUUGGGGGGGGCUCGGAGCGGCUUUGAUUUGGGGUUUUUUAAUUUUUAUUUAAGUCUUUAGUUUUUACUUUUUCCAACGCUCAGUGGCACCUCGCCCGAGACUUCCCCCCACCCCUCUUCACCCCUCUCCCACCACCCCCACGCCAGCUCCUGGGGGGGGUGCUCUCCCGUCAGCGACCCCUCCUCUCCCCCACCCACCCCUUCACCCCCGUUUUCCACGUUGUUUGCGGCCCGGCGCUCGGGGCUGGGGGGGUGGGGGUGGGAGAGAAGGCGCAGAAAGUUGCAAACGGCGCCCCGCGCUCCCGCCCCCCGCCGGCGGCCCGCGGCCCGGAGACGCUCGGGGAGCCCGCGCGCGGCCCCGGCCCAGGACGCGCGGACGCCGGAGCGACGGGACGGACGCGGGGGGACGCGCCGCCGCACCCCCAGAGGCUCCGGCUUGCCACUUGAGCUUUCAAAGUUUAUAAGUAAAUACUCUGCUCUUACAAGGGAACCUAUCAGACCUGUUUAGAAAAUGAUCAGGCUUUGCGGACUGGGGCGAACUGUUGGCACGAGGGAGCGAAGGUGACGACGAGUAACGGGAUGCCCCAGCGGCCCGUGAGCAUCUUCCCUUGUGCCGUGCCGACCACAGCCGUGGCUCUGUGAAGCCAGCGUGGACCAAGCCCUGGGCACAAGCGAGCUCAUCAUCGACACAGGUGACCGAGUGAGCUCAUCAUCGACACAGGUGACCAGGAAAGCACCAUUUACUCGGAGGCCCUCGCCGAGAUGGGUUUAACUCUCGCCCCGCCAGUGCACGCCAAGCUGACCUCACCCGGCCGUCGUGCAAUGCCGCGGCUGAGCCUCUGAGCGCACCAGCAUUACCUCAUCGUGGCCAGUGCAGGGAGGAGGUGGGAGAGCGCCCGCCUGCUGCCAUGGCCCAGGACAUGACCGGGACCCACAUCGUGACGGAGAGGCUGGUGGCCCUGCUGGAGAGCGGGACGGAGAAGGUGCUGCUCAUCGACAGCCGGCCGUUCGUGGAGUACAAUACGUCGCACAUCCUGGAAGCCGUCAACAUCAACUGCUCCAAGCUCAUGAAGCGGCGGCUGCAGCAGGACAAAGUGCUCAUCACUGAGCUCAUCCAGCACUCGGCGAAGCAGAAGGUGGAUGUUGACUGCAGCCAGAGGGUCGUGGUGUACGACCAGAGCUCCGAGGAUGCAACCUCGCUGGCCCCCGACUGCUUCCUCACCGUCCUCCUGGGGAAGCUGGAGAAGAGCUUCAGCAACGUGCACCUGCUUGCAGGUGGCUUCGCCGAGUUUUCCCGCUGCUUCCCCGGCCUCUGCGAAGGGAAGGCCGCCGUGGUCCCCACCUGCAUCUCCCAGCCCUGCUUACCUGUGGCCAACGUCGGGCCCACCCGGAUCCUCCCCAACCUCUAUCUCGGCUGCCAGCGGGAUGUCCUCAACCAGGACCUGAUGCAGCAGAACGGGAUUGGCUACGUGCUGAACGCCAGCAGCACCUGCCCCAAGCCCGACUUCAUCCCCGACUCGCACUUCCUGCGCGUGCCCGUGAACGACAGCUUCUGCGAGAAGAUUCUGCCGUGGCUGGACAAAUCGGUGGAUUUCAUUGAGAAGGCCAAGGCCUCCAACGGCUGCGUGCUGGUCCACUGCCUGGCCGGCAUCUCGCGCUCGGCCACCAUCGCCAUCGCCUACAUCAUGAAGAGGAUGGACAUGUCCCUGGACGAGGCCUACAGGUUCGUGAAGGAGAAGAGACCCACCAUCUCGCCCAACUUCAACUUCCUGGGCCAGCUCCUGGAGUAUGAAAAGAAGAUCCAGGGUGGCACUCCAGGUCCCAGGAGCAGAGCCAAGGUGCCGCCCAUGGAGCCGCUGCCGCUGCCCCCGCCAACGCCGCCACCACCACGAGAGCCGGGCCCCGCCGCCCCCGAGGCCCCCCGGGACGCCGCCUGCGCCCACCCCGCUACCUCAGAGGCCGCAGGGCCCCCGCCCGGGCGCCCCCCGCCCGAGGACGGCCCCCUGGUGCAGGCGCUCAACGGGCUGCACCUGCCCCCGGACAGGCUGGGGGACAGCAGCAAGCUCAAGCGCUCCUUCUCGCUGGACAUCAAGUCCGUGUCGUACUCGGCCGGCGUGGCCGCCUCGGCGGCGCUGCACGCGCUGGCCGCCGACGAGGCCCUGGACUACUACAAGCCCUCGGCCGCGCUGGACGGGCCCGGCAAGCUGUGCCAGUUCUCCCCGGUGGAAGAGGUCUCGGAGCAGACCCCCGAGAGCAGCCCGGACCAGGAGCGGCCGCAGCCCGCCCGGCCACCGCCCGAGAGCCAGGGCCCGCGGCCACACCCGCCCCGGGUGCCCCCGCGGCCCCCGGUGCCUCCACCCCUGCACCGCAGCGGCAGCGUGGAAGACAAUCACCACCCCGGCUUCCUCUUCGGCCUCAAGGGCUGGCAUUCGGACAUCCUGGCGCCCCCGGCUGCCCUCGCCAGCAGCUGGUAUUUCGCCGCCGAGUCCUCCCACUUCUACCCGCCGACGGCGGCCGUGUACGGCGGCGGUGGCGGGGGCGGUGGCGGCUACUCGGCCUACAGCUGCGGCCAGCUGCCCACGUGCGGCGAGCAGGGCCUGUCGGUGCGCCGGCGGCACAAGCCCAGCGACCGCGCCGACUCGCGGCGCAGCUGGCACGAGGAGAGCCCCUUCGAGAAGCAGUUCAAGCGCCGCAGCUGCCAGAUGGAGUUCGGCGAGGGGCUCCUGUCCGAGAGCCGCGCCCGGGAGGAGCUGGGCAAGGUGGGCAGCCAGUCGAGCUUCUCCGGCAGCAUGGAGAUCAUCGAGGUGUCCUGAGCGGGCGGCGCCGGGCCCCCCGCGGACUAGUCCCUGUAAAUCUGAAAGAGAGAAAUAUAUCUUAUCUGUACAUACAUCCGUAUCGGGGGGGAAGCGGAGCCACGGGGUCAGAGAGCCACGCGGGGGCCGCCGCGCGGUUGUACACCCUUCCAGCCACCAAAGGGUGGACGCCAGACCGCCCCGCGGUGGCUCGGCAUCCGAGGAGGCCCGGACGGUGCCCGCCAGAUCUCAGAGGCUCGUCUCUGCCUUGCCCCUUCCCUGCCCCUCUUUGCGCUGACACUGAGCCAGCUUGUGGGGCGCUGGCAGGCCCUGCCCGGGACAGCGCCCGUCCGAGCGGUAGAUCCCGGAGAAACGGUCAGUGGCGCCCGCAUCCCCCACCCCGUCCUUGCUCUGCGGGGCCUUGCGGAGAUCUGCCUCCGAGCAGACCCAGUACCUCAGACCACACAGCCGGGGCCUCGCCACCCCCACAACCCGCCGCCUGUCUUCUAGGCAUUGUGAAUAGGUAGGUAGCUAGCGACACUCAGACCAAUCCACACCGUCUCUGCGCGCUCCCGGGCGGGCGGGACGGGGCCGGUUCCUUUCUUUUUUCUCCUCUUUUUUUUUUUCUCAGCGUUUCACAAAAUGAGAGGAGGGGGAGCAUCUAGAAAAUCAGUCUAGCAUCAUGAUUUGUAAGCUAAAAUAUGUAUGGGGGGAGGGGAAGGCAGCCCCACCCCCAACCUCCACCCCUCACCCCUGCUCUAAAUCAAAGCUGUCCAGAACAGUCAACCCUUAAAUAAGGAAUAAACUUGGGGGCGGGGAGGGCAGACAGGUGCCUUUCCUUGGGCAGAGAGCGGGGCAACCGCACCGCGGGCUCCUGGCCAGGGCCGGUGGUGAGUGGCCGCGGAGACGCCCUGGGUGUCACUGCAGAAAGGCAGGACGUGCCAGGGACAGAAGACCUGAGAAGGUUCCACGAGUAGUGAGCGACAGGUGCUGGUGCUCGCGGGUCGAGAAAGGGAGGUUCCGUAGGCACAGGACAGGACAGGAAGGGCCCGGGGGAGAGGCUGGCAAGCUACCAUCAGUGGUGUCGUCGUUCGAGAAGGAGCAGAGGAGACGCUGGGACCAGGCUCCCUCCGUCCCUGACCCGCGGUCACGGUGUGGACACAGCUCGGGCCACUGGACACGGGGUGCCUCCAGCGACUUCCAGCCGUGCCAGGGGCGAGUGGGGGCCUCCUCCCCCCACCCCCCGGGGAAGCCUGCGCUGCCCAGCCCUGACCUUUCCUGGAGCGUAGCUAGUUGCUGACUCAAAUCUCAGGUUUUUCGAUGUUGGAGGCAUGCAUGGUCCAUUGACGAGGCGACUUAACCGUUUCCUCAGGCGACCCAGAACACACUUUGGCUGGGCACGGGGUGAGGACAGAAGGGGCAGUGUCCUGCUCCGUGACGCGAGCUCGCCCCUGUCACCUGCAGUUCUGGAUGUGACCGGGCUGCCCCGCCUCUCCGUGCCCCAAGAGUUCUGUGGGUCCGUGUCGGGGAGGGAUGGGGGGGCCCUCCAUCCUCGGGGAUCCUUCCUGGCCACCGUCCUCUCUUCUGUCACCACGGUCUUCGUUCUUUGGUUGCUUCUGUCAAGGAAUGAAGCACCAGAGGCCAGCCCCGAGGUGCGAGGUGGCGGGCGUGGAGGAGAGGUGGUGUCCAGGCUCGAGCCAGACGCCCACGAGACACACUGGGGAACGGGGAAGGACACGUGCCAAGUUGGGUGGUCAGACUGUACAGCUGUUUCGCGUGAACCGUGUUCCUUUGGAAGAAGGCAAGCUGCUGAAUGGUUCUAUUGUGCAGUUCUUGUUUGAUGUGUCAUGUAUGUUAAUAUGAUGGAAUAAAAUCAAAACUGGUACCUGUUUAUA